GAAUAUCGCUGAGUAUUUGGCAAAAUUAGCCAACAAAAUAACAGAGUCAUUGAUGAAACGGCACAUCUGACGUUUUUCUCGACAUUUUCAGGGGUAAACGAGUGUCAAAAAGAUGGCUGACACAGAGCAAACAAGUGCCCCUCCCCCUCAAUUAGGGCCAGUGCAAUUCAUGUUGGCUAACAAACUAGAGACGGCAAUGUGGCUCUCACGGCUCUUCACCAUCUAUUGCUCAGUAAUGUUCAUUCUACCACUCUUAGGACCCCAGGCGGCUGCCAAUUUCUACCAGCGUGCGCUGCUGGCCAACGCCCUCACCAGUGCUCUGCGACUACACCAGAGGCUCCCCCACUUCCAGCUCAGCAGGGCCUUUCUAGCCCAGGCACUCCAAGAGGACAGUUGUCACUACCUGCUGUACUCCCUCAUCCUGGUCAACUCUAACCCCAUCACAAUGAGCAUAUUCCCAGUCUUCCUCUUCUCGUUGCUUCAUGCAACUGCCUACACAAAGAAGGUUCUUGAUGCAAUGGGCCCCAAUAGCCUGCUCUUUGUGAGGAACUUUCUCAACAAGCUCACAGCCAACCAGCAGAACAUCCUGAAGUUCAUCGCCUGCAACGAGAUCUUCCUCAUGCCAGCCACCGUAUUCAUGCUAUUCAGUGGCCAGGGAAGCUUGCUGCAGCCUUUCAUUUACUACAGGUUUCUAACUCUCCGCUACACCUCAAGGAGAAACCCAUAUUGCCGCACCCUAUUCUCAGAGCUGCGGAUUCUGCUGGAGCAUUUCAUCAUGAAGCCCGCCUGCCCAGCCUUCUUCAGAAAGAUGUGCCUCAACAGUAUCGCCUUUAUGAGUCGCCUGGCCCCCACCGGAGUGUGACCUCACUUCCUGUCCCCCCCACAACCACAGUUUGUACUGUAAGGGGUGUGGCGACAUGUCAACUCGAAAGGGACCGACGAGCAACAACAGAG
This is a messenger RNA of Oncorhynchus nerka (sockeye salmon), 954 nucleotides long. RefSeq names its product transmembrane protein 33-like. The transcript is spliced from 8 exons. The record is from RefSeq and is a predicted model, not a curated record. Bases 113 to 862 code for a protein of 249 amino acids. Gene Ontology annotation, biological process: membrane organization; endoplasmic reticulum tubular network organization. NCBI's taxonomy places the organism in Eukaryota, Metazoa, Chordata, Actinopteri, Salmoniformes, Salmonidae. Gene Ontology annotation, cellular component: endoplasmic reticulum; membrane.